This is a messenger RNA of Arachis stenosperma, 498 nucleotides long. Its product is annotated as phytochrome C-like. Gene Ontology annotation, biological process: small GTPase-mediated signal transduction; actin filament organization; regulation of actin cytoskeleton organization. The record is from RefSeq and is a predicted model, not a curated record. Lineage: Eukaryota; Viridiplantae; Streptophyta; Magnoliopsida; Fabales; Fabaceae. Gene Ontology annotation, molecular function: protein kinase binding; GTPase activity; GTP binding. Gene Ontology annotation, cellular component: cytoskeleton; plasma membrane; cell projection. The transcript has 4 exons. The coding region runs from base 1 to 498 and encodes 165 amino acids.
AUGUGCCCGCAUUUUGCUUACAUGGGGAAUCUUGUGGCAUGUGUGGAGCAACAGGCCUUGCAUGGAAGGGGAAUAUACAUUACCAAUAUCCAUUGCUAUCGCUUUGUGUCUUAUUUCAUUGGUGAGGAACUGAGAAAACUUAUCGGUGCUCCAGUUUACAUCGAAUGUAGUUCAAAAACACAGCAGAAUGUGAAAGCUGUUUUUGAUGCGGCCAUCAAAGUAGUUCUCCAGCCUCCAAAGCAGAAGAAAAAGAAGAGAAAGGUCUUUGCCAUUCUAUAUCUUUGCUGCAUAACACAUGAUGGUGUUGGUGUUCCGGAAACAUUACUGAACCAAAUGUUCGGACGAAAGGGACAAGAAUCCGAGGAGGGUAUUAGUCUGCUCAUCAGCAGAAAGUUGCUGAAGCUGAUGAAUGGAGACGUGCGGUAUCUGAGGGAUGCUGGAAAAUCAUCUUUCAUCUUAACAGUUGAACUGGCUGCUUCCCAGAAAUUGAUUGCUUAA